UUUAUAAUAGGGCACUGGAAAUUUAGCCAAGCGCUUUAAUUUAAAUUUUAAUUUAAACAGCUAAUUAAGACGACAUGUCUAAUCAAUUUAACACUCGCAAGCGCCUUAUGGCAAUGUUAUCAAAUGAGAUGCGGUUGGAGCAAGAGGAGAAUGCCAUAGCAAAACAGAGCGCCAAAUUUCACAGCAAAGUCGCAACAACCAUGGAAAAUAUUAAACGACAGCAACGUGAAUCGGAAAAAUUAAAUGCACUAUUAAACCAACGACGCGAUGAAGUCGAAAAACGCAACGCUCUAAAAAAUGCUGUGCGCGUCAAGCUGGCAGAGGAGGAGCAGCAUUGUGCUGAUAUGCAGGCACAGCUGGCCAAAAAGAAACAAGAGCGGGACAAGCUUAUAGCCUGAACUUAAUCUUCUCCAGCGUGCACACUCUGAGUGAAGCUACCAACACGUACAUCAAUCGAAAGGCUUUGCCCGAACGUGUGAAAGGUGUCGCAGUUUCACCAGAUGAUGGUCAGUGGAUACCCUUUGAUUUUGAUGCACACGAUCGCCAGGGCUUGGCAGCUCUGUGGGCGCAAGUGAAUCGAUCAAGUCGCAAUACCAACAACUGGCGACAACUGCUGUCUGUGGGCAAUUCUUCAAUGCCAGCUCCAAACGGAAAGGAAAACGCCAACGUCUCAAUGACAUCUGUAAUUGAGAUUGACCUUACAUCGCCGCCAUCCCAAAAAUGAUUGAUUUGUGGCCCAAAUGCAAGCAAUGGAAGUUUAAUCGACAAAACAUGCAUUAUUUUUAGUCGUUUCAAUUUAUUAUCUGUUUAUUUGUAUUAUCUUUAAGAGCGCGUGUUUCAUAUAAUAUAUGUU
Molecule: messenger RNA, 853 nt
Organism: Drosophila novamexicana
Lineage: Eukaryota; Metazoa; Arthropoda; Insecta; Diptera; Drosophilidae
Gene: Spc25
Product: kinetochore protein Spc25
Exons: 3
Coding region: 75-398 (107 amino acids)
Source: RefSeq, a predicted model, not a curated record